AUGCUCGCAAAGUAUCAUUCCCAGUUGAAGAAUGUAAUUUUGGUGUUCCUCGAAGUGUGGAGAUUGGAUUUUCUUCCCGGAUCUGAUUGGAAGAUUGUUAGUUUCCUCAAAUUGGCAGUGUAUCCAAUGCUACUCAUAUCUGGUUGGUUCUUUGCCUUUUGGCACUAUCAAUACCAGAUGAAGGGCUUCGAAGAUGUUCUCGAUGUCGCCUUCACGAUUGUCUUUGUGAUUGCGUACUACCAAGUCUUGAUGGUUUACCUGAGUGUCAACGUAUCAAACAAGGAUGGCGUUUUCAAAGUGUUGGCCUACUUUGAUGAGUUGGUCACUGAAAAGGACACUGAAGUGUCACGGAUAAGAAUUAGGAUCCUAACACAGGUCCUGGGGAAUGCAGUGUUGUUUGCCAAAUGGUUCAUAACUGGUCUCAGCUCAGUGGGAGUAAUUGUGAAUUGCUACGAUCUCAACAAGACCGGAUUUACAUCUCCGAUGCUCUUUCUGAUUCCCGGCAUUCCGGAAGACAGCAUUUUCUUCUAUCCCGUCAACAUUAUAUUCCAAGUGAUCCUGUACUUUGCCGCCAUGGAGUUGAUCAUCAUUUCUGAUGCAGUCAUCAUGAUUAUCAUAAUGUAUUUUCAUGCUGAAUUGUUAGUAAUCACCGAACUUCUUCUCCAGCUAGAUCAGGAUGAAAUUGGGACUGUGAAGGCCAAGAAUAUCCUUCGAAUUGUACAUGAGGAGCACAAGAGUGCCCUAGAAAUGUUCAAGGACAUUUCCUUCUCCUUCUGGCACACUUACUUCCACAAACUCCUAACCAUAAUGAUGUACCUCUGCUUCACCUUCUUCGUCUUCUCCUCGAUCAACGCAAACAUCGUGGUCGCUCUCUUGUGCGCCAUCGCCAUGGUUUGGGAAGUCUUUAUUCUCUGCUACUUUGGCCAGAUCGUGAGGAAUUCAUCGGAAACCAUGGCUGACGCUCUCUACAUGACCAAAUGGUACAACAUGGACAUUUCAGAUCAGAAGAAUGUUCUGAUGCUCAUGAUGAGACUCAAGUACCCAUUCAAAGUGGAGACUUUUGGAUUCGGCAUCAUUUCCAUUUACACAUUUGUGCAGGAGCAAAAGUGGAGGAGGAAAAAGAAAUUGAUCGUCCCACAGAGCAUUUCUGCAUGUGUCAAACUAACACUCGUCUCAUUUGUAGGUCAGAAGCCCGAAGAGGAGUACAAAUGCCCAAUAGACGUGGGCAAUGGUAACUAUGCAGACCCAGCGACGUGCAAGAGAUUCUACCAGUGCGUCGAUGGAUAUCCCUAUAUAAAUCGCUGCCCUUCCGGUCUGUACUUUGACGACAUCAACAAAUACUGCACGUUCAAGGAUGAGGCGCGGUGUGGGCCAAUCGCCACGACACCUGCGCCAGUCACAGACACUCCACAGGACUUGGCAGUGAAGUGCAAUCCCGCCGAUUGCGAACUUCCCUACUGCUUCUGCUCGAAGGACGGCACGAUAAUUCCGGGUGGACUUGAUCCGGAUGACACUCCACAAAUUAUCAUCCUGACAUUCGACGGAGCGGUGAAUCUCAACAACUUUGAGCACUACAAGAAGGUGUUCAACGGGAAGCGCAAGAACCCGAAUGGAUGUGCCAUCAAGGGCACCUUCUUCAUCUCGCACGAGUACAGUAACUACCAACAGAUCCAGACACUGGCGUCGGAGGGCCACGAGAUGGCCACGGAGACCAUCUCGCUGCAGCAAGGACUCCAGGACAAGGGCUACGAGGAGUGGGUGGGCGAGAUGAUCGGCAUGCGUGAGAUCCUGCGUCACUUCUCCAACGUGACCACCAACAGUGUCGUGGGCAUGAGAGCGCCUUUCCUCAAGCCCGGCCGCAACACACAAUACAAAGUGAUCGAGGACUUUGGCUACAUCUACGACAGCAGCGUCACCGUUCCACCCCAAUCACACCCCGUCUGGCCCUACACACUUGACUACAAAAUCCCACACGAGUGCAAGAGCGGCACGUGUCCCACGAAGUCCUUCCCGGGCGUCUGGGAACUGCCCCUGAACGCCCACUACGUGGAGAGCUUCGAGGGCGGCCACUGUCCUUACCUCGAUCAGUGCGUCCUGCACAACCACGAUCCCACCGACGUCCUGGAGUGGCUGCAGGAGGACUUCGCGCGCCACUACGAGCAGAACAAGGCGCCCUACAUGAUGGCCUUCCACACCAACUGGUUCCAGAUCAAGGAGCUGGAGCAGGGACUGCACAAGUUCCUCGACUGGGCAAACUCACUGCCCGAUGUGUGGUUCGUGACGGCAACGCAGGCCCUCCAAUGGAUCACGGACCCGAAGCCGGUGAAGUCCCUGAACAAGUUCGAUGCGUGGGAUUGCAAGAACAGCGUCCACGCCGCACCAAAGCCCUGCAACAUCUCCAACAAGUGCGCGCUGGCCUUCAAGAGGCCCCCCAGCAACAUCACAGACACGCGCUACAUGGAGACCUGCACGGAGUGCCCCAACCAGUACCCGUGGCUCGGCGACGCCGAAGGCACCGGCGUCCCGGGACGCGACAAUUACAUCUACAGCUCCGACAAGGAGCCCCAGAUCACCAACUGAGCGUUGGCCGCGCAGUGUAGAAGCGUCGGAAUAAAG
Molecule: messenger RNA, 2616 nt
Organism: Phlebotomus argentipes
Lineage: Eukaryota; Metazoa; Arthropoda; Insecta; Diptera; Psychodidae
Gene: Cda4
Exons: 5
Coding region: 1-2580 (859 amino acids)
Biological process (GO): carbohydrate metabolic process; sensory perception of smell
Cellular component (GO): extracellular region; membrane
Molecular function (GO): odorant binding; olfactory receptor activity; chitin binding
Source: RefSeq, a predicted model, not a curated record